This is a messenger RNA of Podarcis lilfordi (Lilford's wall lizard), 20592 nucleotides long. The record is from the annotation of a GenBank genome assembly. Lineage: Eukaryota; Metazoa; Chordata; Lepidosauria; Squamata; Lacertidae.
AUGUGGGGGGUGGGAGGCCCCGGGGCAGCCACGGCGAGCGUCUCCUUGAGCGGCGCCCGGGACUGCUUCCUGCACCUGCCGCCUGGGCUGGCUUCCAGCCUCCGUCUGCAGCAGGUACAGGAACGCGGGGAGGGCGGCUUUAUCCGGGCAGAGAGGAUCAUGGGAAUUCGCCCUGGCUCGUUUUUCUGAGGGCCUUUUCUAUCUCCUCAGCCAGCCUCGGCCCCCCCCCCAAUGUCAUGUCGCUAUGGUAACGUGGGCAGCCGUCUCGUUCACACGUUUGCUCUCCUCGUCGUCUUCUGGCGACGUUCAGUCGCCCCCUUUCUUUCUCGUCAGCCUUGCCAGCGUCCUGACGUCCCGUUGCUACGGCAGCAGUGGGGAAUGGGGGGCUCGGGGGAAUCCUGUUUGCCCUCCAGCAUCUUGGCGCUAUGGGGUGUGGUUCUCAGGUGACUGGGUUCAGGAUACAAUGGGGCCUGUGAGAGACUUUAUUCGCAGGGCAGAAGGUAGAAGGAUACAAAAUUAAAGGUUCUUGUUAUGUCACGCUCAUUAUGUCGCCACUGCAGCUUUUAGGCGUGAGAGAACCUGCCAUCCUUUAGCUUCCCACAGUUCGUAAAGGAACAGGUGUCCCAUAUCUGACACUGUUGCUCUCUUUCACAGACAUGCGCACGAGAGUUGAAUCCUCUCCCCGCUUUACCUUAUACUGUAGAGGGUACAGCAGCUACUGCAUCAAAUUAGGAGAUGCUCUUCUGUAAGGGUCCUGGUAACACUAGUGGAACAAACUCUUAACUUCAGUGCAAAGAAGAAUUAUGUGAAGUGAUUUUUCCAUUCCAUCUUGCAGAUAUUCUUGAAAUGGACUACUGACAUUGAAAUUAAUUAAAAACUCAAUUUAUUGAAUUUCUCUGCUUACUUCAUAAAGGAACAAAAAUAUGCUUUCUGUGUCUAAACAAAUGUUCUCAAUAAAAACAGUUUAAAAGGUUAUUAAAAUCAAUAGUAGCCAAAAAAGAUAUAAGUAACAAAUGCACUUUUAGUGGUACACCCUUGAUUCAUGGCUUGUUAGGCUUCACUGUUGCCUGUCAGUGGCCUCUGUAGCAUCUUUCUUCCCAAUAUAUAUUACCCUUGCCAGAGGUCUGAACUGUUUACUUGCAGAGGGUUCCCCCACUCCAUCACUCUGUCCAUUUUAUCUCCCUCUCUUCCUGCCACUCCAUCCACCCUUCUUUUCUCCAGUCACCUCCCGCUUGCAUAAAAUUAGGCAAAGAGUCUCAUGUUCCCCACCCCUGAAUUGAACUGUACAUACAUCUUUGUAGAUGAAGGCACAGUUUCACAAUGUUCUCUUGUCAUUAACACCUGCCUGUUAAGCUGCUGCAGCAUUGUUAGUUGUUUUGCCAUUGCACUAUAUUCGUGUUGUGAAUCCUUGUAUAAAAUGUACAUGUUCGUAUGAAAUAAGGGCUGAAAAGCAUUUGGAAUUUCUACAGGAUGAGUAUGACCAAAUUGUGUACAAACUGCAAGACUGUUGGCCUGGUUCAGCAGUUUGGGUACAAAGGCUUCAGAGUUUGUGGAACUCAACCAAGCACAGCAAUUCUUCCAUUUGUUUCAGUAGAGGGAUAUGACUGUAGACAUCUCUUUGGAGACAUGGGUCAUUUUCUCAAUUGAAGUAGAUGAGGGAGCCCAUUCAUAGAAAAGCUCUGCACAUGCAUCCAAUCAAACACAGAACUGCACUAAUUUCAUUAGCAUUCCCCAAAAAUCAAUUUAUUAUCAUAGAAUUGCACAGGUGGAAGGUACCCUGAGGGUCAUCUAGUCCAACCCCCUGCAAUGCAGGAAUCUCAACUAAAUCAUACAUGACAGAUAGCCAUACAACCUCUUAAAAAUCUCCAAGGAAGGAGAGUCCGCCAGCUGUCAUGGAAGUCUGUUCCACUGUCAAACAGCUCUUGCAUUUACUUAUUUGCUCGAACGUGAAAGACACACUAAUCACAUUAGUGUUCCAAAUAAUGUAUGUUUUCUACAAGAUUAAUACAGUAUCCUGUAGAUAAGAAUUCUGUACAGAAAUGUGUCAUAUAAGCUUCCCCUUUCUGAAUAAUUAUUGAUGCUAUUUGCGCACUCACAUAAUAGAUAACUGGAAAAAGAAUUAUGGGUACUACAGGCUGCUAUGCUAUUUGACAUCUAUCUGUUUUCUGUGGCAUUAACAGGAUCAAGCUGUGAAAGCUUCUUGGGGCAAUCAGCCUGUUUUCUUGGGCUGGACAGAAAUCAGACAUUGUGGUCAGCAUGCUGGAAAUGUUGUAGAAAUGAACAGACAACUUGCAGAGAAACUUGGCAUCAAAGAUGGGCAACAGGUUUGGAAUGUUGACUUUUAUUUUCUUGCCUGGACUAGAAUAUUAAACUAGGCAAAUAUAUUUCAUAAUCAUUGGUCUCCAUCUGUCUACUGAGUAAUGUCAAAAUUCUUUUUAGUAAAUAAGGGUUCAGCAAACCUGAAUUGCAGGAGCUGGUGUUUAACAUUUAGGGUAACAUUGAAAAUGGGACAAAAAUAUAGAGCAAGUAACUUUGGAAAUGAGUCUUUUUCUAUGGCUUCUAUUCAUCUGUACAUUUUUGUUUCCUUGUAUCUGCAAAAUAUGCAGGCCCCAGUUUCAGGUUAUUCGUAUUCAGCUGUGCAAAGGCAGCUGUGUGCAAAGAUCUCAAUGACAGAUGGAGAGUACUGUUAGUUUUGCCAGUUACGAUCUGUGAUGGGAAACAGCAGUGACUGGAAUCAGCCUUCCCUCUCCCCAAAAGUUUAUCAGAACUGAAAGUACUUGUUUGAAAGCUUAUGUACACAACCCCUGGUUCUAAAAGCUGGGAUUCCCCUUACCUUGCCUGGCACAGCAUGCACUUAUUUCUACAGGACCUAAUCAAGAAAUAUAUAAUGAUGUUAAGAGCUGCUUCCAUGCAUGAAUUACAGCUGUUCUGUAUAAGGGUGAUUUGUUCAUAUUUAGUGAGUUGAUUGAUGCAUGAACGUGAACAUGUAAAAGUGUCUUCUAUCCAACCUUUUAGCAUUUGACAAUGUCCUGAACCAAGUCACAAACUGCUUUUUAAAGGAAGGCUGGGAAAUAGUUUGUUGAUUUUCCAAGGGGAACAAGCAACACUGCUGAACAAUAAAUGGUGAAAAACUUAAAAUGCAAUUUGGUUACAUUCAAGUGCUUGUGGUUCACCCCCAUUGUCAGCAACUCCAUGACUCACUUCAUCUCCACUGCAUUGUUUAUGUAAAUAUAUUGAGAGUAUUUUUUCAAAAAGGUUUAUUGUCUGGCAGAUCUUCCUCGAGCCCUGUUCUCAAGUCUUGUCCUGUCAGCAAGUAGAAGUGGAACCCCUCUCAGCCGAUGAUUGGGAGAUUCUGGUAAUACAGAAAUUUAAAUUAUUUAGCUCUCUUAAUGCUUUUAAACAGGGUGGUGUUCUUCAUUCCUGUCCUCUCCCACUCCCCCCACCUUCUACUGUUUUUUCUGAGUGUUUCCUCUUGUUGUUUUCCUUAUGGUUCAGAUCCAGUUUAGUAUACAAAUUUCAUUAUGAAACUCAAAUGAGUUCUAAUAUGAAAUGUUUUCUAACAUUUUGCAAUGUAUUGUAGGAGCUGCAUGCUUUCUCACUUGAAAGCCAUCUUCUUGACCAAAUUCGAAUAGUGUUUCCCAAAGCUGUCUUCCCAGUGUGGGUAGAACAACACACUUGUAUUUAUAUCCAGAUUGGUAAGUGUUCAUGCAAGUCUUCCUACAACUUUGCAGGAAUAAUUGUAAGGUGGCAUAUGUAUUAACUUGCCCCUCUUUAAUUCCAGUUACUCUAAAACCUGCUGCUCUUUACGGGAGACUGGAAGCUCGUACAGAGCUUUUCAUACGCCCCAAAGUACGUCAGUAUGAAGGAAGUUCCACCAUGCUGCCUUCCACAAAAAGUGACAUCUUACAGGACAAUGUUCCUAAAACCAUGUUGGAUCCAAGAGCAACAACCAAGGAAUCAUGUGCCAAAGAAACUAAUUUAAAUACGGGAGUCCAAGAGCCUAAGCCAGAUGCAAAGGCGUCAUUAACUGCAAGUGUCCUGCCAAACAUAUGGAAUUUAAUUGGGAACAUUUUCUCCUCUGACAAAGAACAGGAGGCUUCUCGUGACACAGGUGAACUGAAUGCUGCCAAAGAUGGGCUGCUAAACUUGAUUCACAUGGAUUCUGUUUUCAGAGUAUGCCAGAUUCAGCCCCCCAGUGUGCAAAAUACAUUGGCAACAUGUACAUUUCAGAAAUGCAACGCCAUUCAUGUAUUUCCGUGGAAUCUAGAAUUCCCUGCUUUAGAAGCUAAUAUUAAAGUGUCUUACGGGAAAAUCACUACACUGCUCUCUCCAAGACAGCAGCAUCAAGAGUCAAAGCAGAAUGUAAUGUCAAAGAAAGAAAAACAGAUGAUCAAUGGAGAAGACAAAAAGCAAUCCGGCCCUAGUAAAAGUCAAGAAUCCAAUGAGAUAUCUAUUGUACAAAUAAUAUGGAAUGGAUUUGAGGAUCUAAAGAGUGCUAUAAUAUGUAAUAACAACAUGGAACAACUGCAUGUCGGAAGAGUUUGGGUUAGUCCAAUUUCAGAAGCCUACAGAAGAUUAAAGAUUUUAAGUCAAGUGUUGAAUCGUUGCUUAAUAUUACAUCUUUUUAAAUGGUUACUUGGAAAUAAGAUUAUUUAUAAAGACAUAGGGAUGCGGGUGGCGCUGUGGGUAAAACCUCAGCGCCUAGGACUUGCCGAUCGUACGGUCGGCGGUUCGAAUCCCCGUGGCAGGGUGAGCUCCCGUUGUUCGGUCCCAGCUCUUGCCCACCUAGCAGUUCCAAAGCACUCUUAAGUGCAAGUAGAUAAAUAGGUACCGCUUUAUAGUGGGAAGGUAAACGGCGUUUCCGUGUGCUGCGCUGGUGCAGGCUCGCCAGAGCAGCUUCGUCACGCUGGCCACGUGACCCGGAAGUGUCUCCGGACAGCGCUGGCCCCCGGCCUCUUAAGCGAGAUGGGCGCAUAACCCAAGAGUCGGCCACGACUGGCCCGUACGUGCAGGGGUACCUUUACCUUUACCUUUUUUAUCCUUGGGAUCACAGUGGUACCAUCUCCAAGCCACAAUAGUUGUCUUAUAAUAGUUCCAUUAACUUCAAUAGGAUCUAUUCUGAAAAUAAUAAUAAUAACAACAACAAUAAUAAUAAUUCAUAAUUUAUUUGUACCUCACCCAUCUGACUGGGUUGCCCCAGCCACUCUGGGUGGAGCCCAACAUACAGUUUCAAACCAUUUAAUUGAAAUUGUUAUACUCCCUUACUAACUGAAACUGAGGAGUCUUAAAUUACAUUUGAUGGACAGUCAGGGUAUUUGAAAUCUUCAGGUACAUUUGAAAUCUUAAAAAAUUAAGUCAUUCUUAAGUUAUACAAACUUUGAGUACAACCCUGGUGGAUAUACCUUUGAAGUGUGAAAUGUGUAGAAUAUUCUUCAGCAUUUAUUCUUUCAUAUUUCUUUUUUUUUCUUAACUUUAUUUCAGAUACCAGAAGGGUUGAGAGGGAGACUACACAUAGAAAUGCAUUCAGCUGUCAGAAUCGCAUCAGUGAACUUGGAUCCUAAAAUUCCAUCAUCUAUUAGAUUGUAUCCCAAAAAAUCUUUAGUGAGUUUGCAUUCUUGACUGUAAUUAUUUGUUAAGCUGCUUCCAUGUGUCUUUACAAGUUGGUGAAAUUCAUAUUGCAUUAUGCUAUUAUUUGAGACAAUUUUUUCCAAAGACAUUAUCAACCUAUGAUUACCAGUUCUUCAUAAGAAUAUAAGGAGUUUAUUUAGACCAGGGGUUGGCAACCUAAAGCCCGGGGGCUGGAUGUGGCCCAAUCACCUUCUAAAUCCAGCCCUUAGAUGGUCCGGGAAUCAGCAUGUUUUUACAUGAGUAGAAUGUGUCCUUUUAUUUAAAAUGCAUCUCUGGGUUAUUUGUGGGGCCUGCCUUGUGUUUUUACAUGAGUAGAAUGUGUGCUUUUAUUUAAAAUGCAUCUCUGGGUUAUUUGUGGGGCAUAGGAAUUAGUUCAUUAUUAUUUUUUUCAAAAUAUAGUCCGGCCCACCACGUGGUCUGAGGGACUGUGGACCAGCCCACGGCUGAAAAAGGUUACUAACCCCUGAUUUAGACAAGUGAACUAAAAUGGUUAUUGUAGAUAAAAUUAAGAGCUUGAACACUAUCAAAUCAAAUAUUUAAACUUUUUUUUCAGUAUAGAUUUUUCCUUAGGAAAUAAUAAAGAAGGUAAUCAUAUUUUGGAUAAAACUGGGGCCAUUAGUAAAUCCUCAGAUAAUGACUUGCCUCAGUUCUUAGCACUUCUGACCCUUGUAUACUUGAAUGAGCAAAUGUCUGUUGUGUGAAAGUGUUAGGAAUGUUUACUGAACUAACAAUGCUUCUCAUCCUUCAUUUUAGAAUAAAGAUAUCAGUGACGAUGAAAUUAAAAAUGCCUUUAAUUUGUGGAUAGAGGAUUAUAGCAAACUUCCUUUGCUAAUAGCAGGCACGAAUGAUAUACAAUUAGCUCUUAAAGAUGGUAAGCUGAACUGCCCUUAGCAGUGAUUGUGAAUAUAUUUCUACCCAAUUAUGAAAAUAUAUUUGAUUUUUUUUUUAAAAAUCAAUUAAAAUCAUGAGUUAUUCAUCAUUGUCUUUUCAAUAUGUUACUUAACUAUUGUAUUUAAAUAAAGGUGCUCUCAAUAAAUAAAGAUCCAUAUUCUCAGCUAUGGUCAACCAUUAAAUGGGUCUUUGCCAGUGAAUCAAAGUAAUUAGCCACAAAAAUACUUACAUACACAUUGAAACACUUUUGCAUGAGCUAGGGUUUACCAGUGUAUAAUACAAGAUCUACAAGGUAUUAAAAUUUACUAUUUUGUAUCAGAAGCAAAUUGAUGUGUCCAUUAUGUUUUGAAAGGUAUGGAGGACUUUGUUCUCAGUGUCAUUACUUCUGAAGAGGAGAAGGCAACAAAUACUUACAUCCUGAGUCCCAGCUUGUUGCAGAAGACAAAUAUGCAAGUAAAUAUCACUUAUUUCAGGUAUCCAAUAACUUAAAUUAUAUCAACAGUGCAGUUCUGUUUAUUAGGGUAUCUUUUGUAUUUGUUUUGGUUUUUGACUCAUUGUACAUGAAGCAUUGCAGGAGAGGAGACUCUUAUGAUAAUCUGUACAUAAAUUCAGUCACAAUGAACAUCAUUGGAUGAUAAAUUCAAGUUCCCUUAAGAAGAUUAAGGAAAGGUUUUGCAGCAACCUGCCCCCAUCUUCCAAAGCAAGCUUGUAGUUCUCUCACUUCCUGAUUUUUGAAGUGUGUUUAUUGUUUUCUAAUUUUCAGUUUUCUAUACUGUAAUGACAACUUUAAUUUUCAUUGUAGAAUUGAUGGAGUGAAAACUGUACAGCAGCUUUCCUGCUUCUACUAACCAACCAGACGUUUUGGACGACAGGUCCCACUGCCCUUGACCAUUGGCCAUGCUGAAUGGGACUGUUGGGAGUUGUAGUUCAAAACUUCUGGAGAGUAUUGGGUUGGGGAAGACUGCCAUAGAGUCUGGAUGGAUUUGGAAUACAAGGAAAUCUGAAAAUCACUUGGUAUUUUAAAUGUAGUGUAGUAAUUAGAUACUUUUUAAAAAUUGUUUAUGGCUAUUUAUCCAAAGGACAAACCCACUACAAUCCUGAGCUUCUUGGGAGACAAGUUUCUUCUAUGUGAUCUCUUACAGUAAAAUCCCAUUCUGAAUUUUAUUGGAGUAUGUAUUCAGUAUUUCUCUACCCAUCCCCCCCACAGCAUCUUCUAAAAAGACACCCUCACGUCUAAAUAGUGACUGUCUUCUUUUGUGUAGGUUCUGGUACAUCCUAUGACCUCAGUAGCCAAUGGCAGUGGUGCACAAUCUUCUUGUGAGCAACUUCUUCCAUGGUUUGGUCUGAACUGUUUAGGGUGAGACAUUUUAAUACUAUCACAAAAUAGAAUAAAAAAUCAACAAUAAAAAGCUGUGCAAAAAUAAAUAAUAAAUGUGUAAUAUAAAUAUGAAGCAUUUUAGAUGUCAAUAACGUCAUAGCUAAAGAGAACAUUAGAUUAGCCCAAGAUUUAAACACACAUAUAGUUCUAAUCACAUGACUCAGAAAUUGGGCAAGUAUUUGGCACACCUGUGCCCUCUAAUACAGGUUUUGCUGGUGUGGUUGGUCUAUCUGAACACACAUACAAUGGGGUGCAGCAAAUAGUGCAGUUGUAUGCAGGAUUAUUUCUUCACAUAUGUGGAAACUUUUUGCAAAAUGAAUGUUUGACAUACUUGAUAGCAGACAUUAUUCUGCAGUUGCCACCAGUGUGUGCAGUACAGUAGCAAAUAUUGCAACUGGGUCAUUGGCUACAGUUCUAUAAAUAAUCGAGACAGAGAGUACUCUAAAAUAGCCAAGCUUUUAAUUUUAUAUGAUUUAAUUUGACUACACUACAUUGAGAAGGCACUCAAUUCUGUUAACAUUUCCUUUGCAGAGGAGUUGAUAAUUUAGCAGUAUCUUCUUUGAAGCAUGUAUCUCACAGCCUUUUGAAACGACCACUGUCUCAAAAGCUAGCUCCCAUAUCUGCAGGACUAUGCAGUGGAGGUAUUCUGAUUACUGGAGCAAAGGUAAAACUUUUACAUUUCUUUGUUUUAGCACCCAAUAAAUUCUGGGUUUUAUCAUUAGUCCAAUUCAAGUGGUUGUCAAUCUUUCUGAGUGUGUGAGUACAUUUAGAAUUUUGAGAGAGUGCCAUGGAGAUUCCUCCAUCUGCAUGCUUCUCUCCCUCCACCCUUGGAUCACUUUCCCCUUACCCCUGGAGAGGGGAAGAAAGCAAAUUGUGCAUGUGCAUGCACACGUACACGCUUUGUUUUUCCAAGGGCUAUAAAUAAACAUUGGAUCUGAUAGAUUUGAACAGAUUGCAUUGAAUCUGCAUGAUUUUACACCACCAGGUUAAAUAUUACAGAAACAGAAAACCAUAGUAGCAAACUUUGAUAGUUUUUCAAUCUGGGUAUUAUUUUAGGAGUUUUUAGCCCUGAUUUAUUUUACAGGGAAGUGGCAAGACAACUUUAGCAAAAGCCAUCUGCAAAGAAGCAUUUGAUAGACUGGAUGCCCACGUGGAAGUAGUUGACUGCAAAGCUUUAAGAGGUAUGGGUACAACUGUCUCCCUUCUUGUAGGAUUUUCAGAAUACAAUUAAACUAAAAGGGUAAGUUACCAAGUUAAUUAGAUCAGACCUUUUCAGUGGUGACUCUCAGCUUGUGAUCUGCUCUACCCAGGGAGACAUGCCUAGCACCACCCUUAUCUGUUUUUGGGCACCAGGUGAGUACUUUUUUCUUAAUAGCAGCAUUGUGGCCCCUUUUAGUUGGGUGAGAUCAGCAAGUCCUGAUCUGUUUUAUCUGUUCAGCUUUGUUUUUAGAUUUUUAUUGGAAGUUCUUUAUUUGGUUUUAAUGUAAGUUGCUUUGGGUCAUUUUGUGAGAAAAGCAACUAACUUUUAUAAUAUUUAUAAUAAAUAAAUACUAUUCCUAGUGUUUUUGUUAAUCAUAGCAACAACUGGUAAGAGUUUGGGCUAUAUUGAAAAUGUGUCUUGUCUGUGGCGACCCAGUAGGUUUGAACUUGGGUUUUAUGCCCAAACUCUGUGUCCUCCCCACUGGUUUAAUAUUCACAUUUUACGCCUUGCUGUUAUUAGAUUAGUCACAUAAGCAGGUAGGAAUCUCUUUCAAAAGCAGCAUCAAGAAUAUUGUCUGUAUAUGAAGCAUACAGCAGCAUCACAUGUUGCUGAUGGAGGACUGAGGCUGAGAGAAUGGCUUGCCUGUGACCAUUCUGUGAGUUUAUGGCAGCAGAAGGAAUUAUAUUAUUCUGCACCAGCUUUCCUUAUAUGUUCAGCAGAUAGAAGAUAGGAAAUAUCUUAAAGGAGAUCCACAAUAGGGUGGUUUUAAGACCUCUUGGUAUAAUGAAAAAGUCAAAUACAAGCUAGUCUCUGACCCAUAAUCUUGCCAAAUCAUAAAUUGUAUUGGAAGGUUGCACAUUUUUCUUCUGUGUCGUUCUAAUCACUAUAUUUGUUUUUCAGGAAAGAGAUUAGAAAACAUACGGAAAAAACUGGAAGAAGUUUUUCUAGAGGCAGGAUGGAAACAACCAUCUGUUGUUUUGCUAGAUGACCUUGAUCACAUAGUUGGAGUACCCCUUGCUCCGGAGCAUGAGAACAGUCCUGAAGCUGUCCAGAGUACUCGCCUUGCUCAUGGUAAUGGUUUACCAACCAUUACUGAGUUGUUUUUGCUUUAACUGUCCUGUGAUUGGAAACAUCUGACCUUUGCAAGGUCCUGAAUAAAUCACAAUGUGUUGUUCAUAGCUUCAUGAAAGCUAGCAAUAUUUUAAACUUUGAAAUGAAUUUUCCAUGCAAUGUGGAGAAAACCACAUUCCCUUCUCCUCUUGAUCUGCACGGAUCAACUGCAGAAUGGGGAGCUCUGUUGCUUGUCUUUAGAUGUGCUCUGAUAUGUGUGUGAAAGAGUAUGCAAUGGCCAUGGCUGUUCUUUUUGCUACACCCACUGCUGCCAUGCAGUCCCCGUGCUAAAAAGAAUAGCCACCUCUGGGAAUGUGCCCUGGCCCAAGUAAUAUUGAUCUUUAGCUUUUGAAUGUUUCUGAAAGAAACAGCAUAAUCCAGCACUUGCAUAAUCUUAGUAAUUAGCACAACUCUACAUAGUGUAUGUGUAUUUGCAGGUUAUAAACAAUAUAUUCAGCAUUUGGUACAGUGUUAUGGUUAAGGUUAUGAUCUUUUAUAUUAAAGCUGUAAUUCUUUAUAUGGAAGUAAACCCAUUGAAUUCCAGGGGACUUACUUAUGAGUAGAUAAGUAUAUGCUUGUGCUGUAAUACUUCUGGAUACAGUGUGGGAAUGUGCUUUGUUAGGUUAUUAACAGCUGAUACCAACAAAAUUACAAGCUUCUGGAACUUUAUUGGAACAGGCAAUGCACUGAAAUAAAAGAAGAUGCUGUUUCUGUAACACUAAAAUUGAGAGGUAGCUGCUAUUUUAUAUGGCCAUCAAUCCAUGAAGUUUGAAUUGAUUUAUAUUUCUGUUUCUAGUUUUGACAGAUAUGAUAAAAGAAGUUAUUUCCAUGCACAGUUUGAUCGCACUCAUUGCCACAAGCCUAUCUGAACAGUCACUACAUUCUUCCAUGAUUUCUGCUCAAGGAAUUCACAUAUUUCAGAGUUUCCAACAUAUCCAGGCUCCAAAUCAGGUAAAAGCAAUAAAUUAUGUUUUAAUCAAAGCAUCUUAAAACCAUGCAAUCUAAUUCCCAGUAAUUUUGUUUAAGAUCUCGGUAUAAAAUGUGAUACUGUAUGUUGAAUGCACAGAUCUGCAUUUUAUUAUUUCUUCAGAAUCUGUCCCUUUUAAUUAAUUUGAAAUUUGGCCAGUCUUCCUAUUUUUCUUCAAUUCUUUGAAGUUAGGCUACAGAUAAAUUUGCUGUAUUUUUUUUUUCCAGGGACAAAGAUGUGAAAUACUUCAUUCCAUAAUAAAAAAUAAACUUGACUCCAAUAUAGACAAGUUUUGUAAUCUUGAUCUCCAUCUAAUUGCAAAGGAAACAGAAGGAUUUGUAGCUAGAGAUCUGACAAUGUUAGUUGAACGUGCUGUACACUCAUGUGUUUCUACCAAAGGAACGUGUAAAAAAGAAGGUAUGUAUAAUAAUUUUAUGAAGUAUUCAGAAAAAAGUGUGUAUAAUAUAAUGUAAUAUUUCGGUGUAAAAAAAUCAUAAAGUGAAUGUGUUUAUCCAUUUUAACAGAUUUGAUUCUGUCAACAUCAGACUUCCAAAAAGCUUUAGAAGGUUUUACCCCAACAUCUUUGAGAAACGUUAACCUCCAUAAGCCUCAGGAGUUUGGCUGGGAUAGAAUUGGUGGUCUCAAGGAGAUACAGCAAGUGCUUAUAGAUACUAUCCAAUUGCCUGCCAAGGUACUUUUCUCUUACAGUUGUGUCUGUCAUUGGUAGGUGUUUGUAGGAACACAGACCUUUGAUGGUUCUGGCUUGAGGGGGUGACAGCUUCUUAAACCAAAAUGGACAAAUAUGCACCCAUAGUACAGCCAUUUCUCAUUCAUAUGUAAGUUUGCAGAAGCUGGAGAGGAGAACGGUACAGCUUCUCAGCAACGGUAUGUUAAAGGGCAUAAACUAGAAGAUCAUCCCUGACGGUUAUGCGCAGAGCUGAGGAAAGAAUGAAGAUGCAACAGCUGAGGAUUAUUAAGGCAGGAAGGUUCACGAAGAAGCCUGGGUGGCUUAUCUACCUCAGAUAAUUGAAUGACUAUGCACAGUGUUGGAGGCAGUUAUCCAGAGUUGCCAGCAGGGAGCAGCGGUGCUACAGACCUGGCAUCCUGUAAGCAGCAUGACAGCCAGGCCCAGGGACAGUGCAGGGCAGCGUGGGCACAUCAGUGAAGCCAAUCGGGUGUCCUGCAUCACCCUGCCUUGCCCUUCUACGUUCUGGUACAUAGCAGUGGUGCUGCUCCCAGGAGGCCAGGUUAAUAAUGGCACCCCUCUUCAUCAGUGGCUGCUAGGGGUGUAUUUUCCUUAUCUUCAGCUGCCUUGCAUCAGGCAUGGUGAAAAAAUGCAUACUUUUUAUGUGUGCCAAGUCCAUGCAAUCUUUUUUUUUAAAAAAUGUUCCUGUUUUAUGGGGCAUUCUUUGGACUCUAUGAAUGCAGACUAUUUCUUGUUAUAGCCAACAUGACAAUAUGAGGUAGAGAAGGUAUACCACUAUAUGUGCAGAGAUCCGUACACACCACAUUUGAAGUAGUUAUGAACAAGACCACAGAAAUAAAACUCUGUGUGUUUUGUUUUUGUCUAUAUAAAUAAUAGACAAAAAUAGAGACGCAGGUGGUGCUGUGGGGCAGAUUUUUUGGGCUUUGAUGAAUCACCACCCCAAGACCAGUGUAUUGAUACUGGGCACCACUGAGCCUCUUGGGCUUGCUGAUCAGAAGGUCGGCAGUUCGAAUCCCUGCGACGGGGUGAGUUCCCGUUGUUCAGUCCCAGCUCCUGCCAACCUAGCAGUUUGAAAGCACGUCAAAGUGCAAGUAGAUAAAUAGGUACCGCUCCGGUGGAAAGGUAAACAGCGUUUCCUUGCGCUGCUCUGGUUUUGCCAGAAGCGGCUUAGUCAUGCUGGCCACAUGACCCGGAAAAACUGUCUGCGGACAAACGCCGGCUUCCUCAGCCAGUAAAGCGAGAUGAGUGCCGCAACCCCAGAGUCGUCCGCAACUGGACCUAACGGUCAGGGGUACCUUUACCUUUGUAUCAAUAAUAUGCAUAUGGCUCUUUGAUCAUUAUUGGACUGUUUUGUAAUGCUCAUGCCCCAGCAGACUAAACUGAAGCCUGGAAAUGCAGAAAAACACCCAACACCUGUGGCUGAUAAAACACUCAUGCAAAUGUUAGUCUAUAUAUAGAUGCAUUUAGUCGCAUUUCAAAAUAAGCAUAGAGAUGUUAUGGUGACUCAUUGGUUUCACCACAGAUAUGGAUUUUGCCAAAAUUGAUAUUAUGGAGCAUAUCAUAAUAGUAAUCAUGGAACUACAUGAAUAAUAAUAGGGUUAGGGUUAUGAAUUAUUAUUAUUAUUCAUUUCAUUUCUAUACCACUUACGGUAAUAUUUUUAAGGAAAAAAAAUCUCAAAGCGAUUUACAAUCUGCAUUGACACAUCAAAGAAAGCAAUCCAGAAUAAAGCAUUACUGAUUUAAAACAUUACUGAAGAAAAGCAAGUAUACACUCAAAGCAACGUAAUUAACAGGAUAUUAAAAUACUACCUUAAAGGUUUCAAACAAAACAUUACAAAAGAGGUCAAUGACAUAGUGCACAUUUAACACAGCAAAGUUAACAAAAAAUAAUAAUCUUAAACAUUUCAAAAGAAAACAUUGCUAAAGAAAGUCCAAUAUAAAAUGCACAUUUAAAGCAGCGUAAUUAGCAAGAUAAUAAAACAUUACCAAUAAGCAUAGAACAUAUCUGCUGCUGCUGCUGCUGCUGCUGCCAGUCCUGCCAAUGGUGGUUCAUAGUGGGUGGUGGUUAUGGAAGCUCAGGAUCCAUGACCUCUGUCUGCACUAAGAGACUUCCAAGAUGAUCUCUGGCCUCUUCAGCAUACUGUAGGCUGAAUCCAAUUUUUCACACUUAGCUACCCUGCUCAGAGGUUCUUAAACCUCAUAUACUUUUUAAAGCAGAUGCAAUUUCUAAAGACUUCAUAUGUUUUCAGUAUCCAGAAUUAUUUGCAAACCUGCCCAUACGACAAAGAAGAGGAAUCUUACUAUAUGGGGCUCCAGGAACAGGGAAAACUUUGUUAGCAGGUGUAGUUGCCCGAGAAAGUGGAAUGAAUUUUAUCAGCAUCAAGGUAAGAAUGUGAGAUUUUUCAGAAUUUAUUGCAGUAACUGAAAAUACUAAGAUGUGUUCCAUAAGUCAGAAUCCAAUAAGGUGAUAAAAAUUAUAUGCUACAGUUUGUCUUUCAGAAGCUUUCAUAUGUUUUAGUAAUUUUUUGUGUUUGUGAUGCACACAUAAAUAUGGCAUAUGAACAUAUCUGGAUUAUGACCCAUGGUAUUUAACCUAAAGAAAAUAGUCCAAUUUUUUACAGUCCAAAUCAAUACAGUCCAAACAGCAACCUUAAACCCUUGGGCAAAGUAGCUUCAUUUUUGCCAUAGAUUUUUUUUUGGGCACACUACUUAAUGGGUUUCAAUUCCUUUCUGUCCUUCUGUGUGUUUGUUCUCCCCCUCCCCCUGCCUGCCCGCUCUUUAAUAAGCAGUGUUAAUGUGAUCCCAGUAUUGUAGAUCAUAAGUAGAAACUACUGGACCAGUCUCAUGUUCAAGGUAUGUUCCUUUGGAAACCUAUGUUUUGUAAUGUUUUUAAACUGUCUGUAAUUGCCAUAGCCCAAACAGUACUUUAUUACAGUAUGUUAUGCCACAGUUUAUACACUUUACUUUAUAAGUAUUGAUUAAUUAAAUAGCUCAGGUUGCAGAGAGUAUUCUUCUCUUUCUCUCUUUUUUUUUUUACAGGGACCAGAACUGCUCAGCAAAUACAUUGGAGCAAGUGAACAAGCAGUUCGAGAUGUAUUUAACAGGUUAGAUCCAGAUUUAUGGUGUUGCUGAUAGAUUCUGUUUUUGUAAGUAGUGCUGAAAAUAGAUGCUGGAUUUGUAAUGUGGAGAAGAAACAGGCUUAGUAAGUGUAUGUUGGGGAGGUGUGAAAUAACAAGACUUGCUGAUAUCACAUGUCCAAUCUUGGCAGGGUCAGUUUAUUCUUUUUGUCCUAAUUGUGUUGUAUUUAUUGCAGAGCACAGGCAGCCAAGCCUUGCAUACUUUUCUUUGAUGAAUUUGAUUCCCUCGCUCCUCGAAGAGGUCAUGAUAACACUGGUGUAACUGACCGUGUUGUUAAUCAACUGCUGACUCAACUAGAUGGAGUAGAAGGCUUAGAAGGUAAUGAUCAAAUCAUCUCUGUUUCUUCCAGGAAAAGGUUAAGGUGGCAUUUUAUUAAUAAAGUCGCUUUCUUUUUCUAAGGAGUUUAUGUACUAGCGGCCACUAGUCGCCCUGAUUUGAUUGACCCUGCUCUGUUGAGACCAGGCCGAUUGGAUAAGUGUCUGUAUUGUCCACAUCCUGAUCAGGUAAGAAACAAAACACUGUACCAAAUAUUGAAAGGAAGACUCACUUCUAUGUGGAUUAAUGUCCAUUCCAUGAUAUCGAUGGCUGAGUUUCCAUGAACAUAAGAUGAAGUCGUUUUGAAACAGAUUCAAGUUUGAUUCUAUUUUAUUUUUUCAUUAGAUUGGUGGUGGUAGAAUUCUACGUCAAGGCAAUGAUUUUGCAUAGUCUAAUGAUUUCUCUCAGGCCUUUCUCAUCUUAGCUUUGAUGCUGUCGUCUGUAGGCAUUGGUGUGUGUAUUCUAUGAUCUACAGGUGUGUUAAAAAAAAAAAAGAGAUCAGAAUGUGGUAGUGGGUACAGAAUCUGGCUUCCAAAGAAUCUCAUCAUGCUAUUAUAAAAAGCAAGUUUGCAAGUCCUUAUGGUUGAGAAGAGAUGCUUGAAAAUGUAUAGAAAAUUCAAAAUAAUGUUUACAUCACUGGGUCCUUCCCACAUGUUGUUUUAGCUUCUCCAGUGCCCUUUUCCUUAUUGGAAAAAUACAUGGAAGACUAAAAAACAAAACAUUAAGUACUGUCUAAGGGCAAGAAAUAAGUAUUUUAUUAACAGGGUUACUUCUAAUUUCCUUAGGCUUCCCGAUUGGAAAUUUUAAGAGCACUGAGUCAUUCUCUCCCUCUGGCACAUGAUGUGGAUUUUCAGCAUUUGGCAGAAAAAACAGAACAUUUCACAGGAGCAGACCUAAAAGCUUUACUGUAUAAUGCACAAUUGGAGGCCGUGCAUGCUAAUUUUGGUUCAACUUUGCCCCAGGUAAGUGCACUGAAAUUUAAAGGAUUUCCUUAAAAAUCCUUAAGAGUUUGCUACCCAUAACAUUUUUGAAUGGUAAAAUUAUUUCUCACUAAUAAUUAUAGGCUGCUUUUCCAGGCAAAUAACAAAUCCCAAAUGACUUGCAUUCCAAAUAUCCAAAGGAAAUAAAGUAAUAUAAAAUUUCAGACUUAAAACUAAAACUCAUCAACAUUCUUUUUUUUUUUUUAACAGAGCCAAAAAUAAUGCAACUCAACCAAACCAUCAUGCAUGGAAGGCCAGUUGAGAAAGAUAGUUUUUCAUGGCCUUCUGGAAAUCCUGAGACAUAGAAAUUCGAUGCAGGUCCAUGGGAAGAUUCUUUCCCUUGUGGCCACUCAGCUUAGCAAUCUAGGGGAUGGGCAUACCAGGGGAGACACUAAAGCAGAUCUUAAAGUGCAGGAAGUCCAGUAGCUUGGCCACAAUCUGAAACUGGUAACCUGGGCACUAAAAUACUUAAUAUUCCAAUUACUGUAAUUUGGCUUUUCAGGCGUGGUGCCUAGAAAUGUUAUGGUGAUGUGCAGCAAUUUGAUUGUGAUAUUGUUGUACAAUGAGAUCCAAAGAUCUGAAUUUUAGCAUGCCUAAGGAUUUAUGACUGCUUUUAUUUGAACAGCAAAUUUAUAUACCAAGGAUCACAGGGCAGUUUACAAUUUAAAAAACACAUAACAUAAUAAACAAAACAAUAACCCGCAUGGUUUAAAAGGCCACAGAUUGUUUAAUUAGCCAAAAACCUGAGAGAAGAAGAAUGUUUCUGCCUGGUGCUUAAAGAUAUGUAAUGAAAGCACCAGAUCAGCCUCCCUAAGGAGAGCAUUCCACAAACAGGGAGCCACCACAGAAGAGACCCAUUCUUGUGUUGCCACCUUCCCAACUUCUUGUGGGGCAGGCACACGAAGAAGGGCCUCAGGUGAUGAGGGUCCUGAUUUGUUCAUAUGGUGAGCCAUGGUCCUUGAUGUAUUGCAGUCCUGAGCACACGGCUAACUUCAGCACACUGCUAGCUCUUCCCUGCCAGAAGACCAGAAGAUAAAGAGCCACACAGACAUCCAGAAUGAGGGAAGUGCUACGGAGUUGGAAAUUCUAAUUUUGUUAAUUUCCAUCCGCAGGAAAUAGGUUCUAGCUCAGAUAGCGAUCUCAGUCUAUCAUCGAUGGUUUUCUUAAAUCAAAGCAGUGGAUCAGAUGAUUCUGCUGGAGAUGGAGAAGGAGGCUUGGAGCAAUCUCUAGUUUCUCUUGAGAUGUGUGAGCUGCUUCCAGAAGAUCCAAGGUCCAACAUCUAUCGUCUUUACUUUGGCAGCUCCUAUGAAUCAGAGCUCGGCAAUGGAACUGCUUCAGAAAUGGUAGCUGGCUGCUUUUGCUUAAUUGAUGCUGUAAAGUCAGAGGAAACAUUCUAGCAUCUAAAUGUAGUUGGGGGAAAACAGUGCUAAUUCAAUCUAUGUCAGUACUGGGUGAAAGAUAUAAAUUCUGAGUAACAUAAACUUGAAAUAUGAACUCAUUCUUCCUUGACCAAAAGCAGCAACAAGUCCUUUUCUUUUUGGGAAAACAAUGAGAACCUGUCCCACCCCCAUGAGAAUUGAUCAAGGGAGAAUCCCCUAUGAAUGCGCAGUAUUUAGAAAUGAAACAUACUCAUACUUAAACUUUCAUAUUACUAAUAAGUUAUCUGAUCAACAUAAUACUUCCUAAAGCUUAUAUUGUUUGAUAAAUAAUUUUGGUAAUGUAACUGUUGUUGUGAAAAACAUUACUGAAAUAUUAGUAACUGUAACCACAAAAUUGCUGACUAUAAUAAUAAUGGUAUUAUGUUACACCACCCACCCACUUGUCUCUACAGAGUUCUCAGUGUUUCUCGGGACCAAACUCCAUAAAUCAUGAUUUAGCUAGCAUCUCUCUGAAGGAUUUAGUAUCCUAUCAGCCCCCAAUUCUAAGAACAGCCUUACAGGAAGGUUAUCAAGAACUUAAUCAAGAACAGAUGGAGCAACUCAGGGCUGAAAUCAAUGCUAUCAAGACCAACUACAGAAGCAAAAACGGGGUAUGGAAGACUUUUUUGUUAAUUCUUUUGAUCUUUAGAAAUGUUCUGUUGUAGAAGUAGUAAUAGUAACUACUGCAAAGUUUUGCUAUUUCAAAAGAAACAUAGCCUCAGAGAAUGUCCUGAAGCAUUCAGACAAACUCACUGGCUCAGUUAAGACAUACAUCAAACUAUGGAUUACAGACCUUAACUAUGGUUAGUCAAGACAUCCAGAUUGGUUUCUGCAAACUGUGGUUUGGUAUUAUUUUCUGAUUGAGAAACCGUGAUUACACUUGUUGCACUUCCUCUUCAGGUCACCAUGCCAUGGAGUGGGGAUCUCUGCAUAAUUGGCCUGUUGUCAGUUGUGCUGGAGGUUCCUAGACUUCACUAUCUCCCCCCCCCCCCCAACACACACACACUGCGUAGGGUUGCCAAACAAUAGUAACCAAGCAACACAUGCCAAUUUACCUGCAGAAAGGAUAGCAUAUUGGGGAAGGCAGGGAAGAAAAAGCACAGCUUAAAUCAUGGUUUGCCUGUAUACAUAAGUGUAUACACUGUAGUCUGGUCUCUAGUCUAUGGUUACUGCAAAUCGAAGUUAGCCCCAACUUAUGAACUGGGCCAUUGUCAAUAUCAGGGAGUGAAAUACAGUAUUUUAUAGUACUUUCCCUUAAUGUAAUUUUUUUUUUCAGGAGGAAGUCACGCCUCCAUCAUCAGUACCCAGCAAGAACACUUUAAGCAUUACUCAGCUUCACCUGAUGACUGCACUUGGAAACACAAAGCCAUCUAUUAGUCAAGACGACUGGAAUAAUUUUACUGAACUGUAAGUACCUUGUGUCAAAGAAAUCACACAAAUUAUUUAUUAAUAUUAAAAAUAUGCUCACACAUGUUCUGGAACAGUUGCUGUUAUUAGUCUAUUGCCACACAGAUACCAUUUUCUGUCUUAAGGUGUCUACACAUCCUGAAGACUUUACUGAAGUGUAGUGUGGCGAGAGGUUUCAGUGAAAUUGUAUGAGAAAGAAGCUGGUAUAUACAUGGAGCCCUAGAGGCUGUGCUACCAAAGCCUGAAACAUAAGUUUUAUUAUCUUACAGAUUACUGAUAGGCACUCGUCUAAAAUGGCUGGAGAUUUUCUAUCAAAUGCAUAUGAAAUUUCUUUUAAAUUCCUUUUCAAUGGUGGGCCCUAAAUGUUGUAUCCAGUGUUGUUCUGUCCACUGGCAGAAGACUUCCAUCAGCGGAAAGGGGAGGCUCCCCCCCCAAAAAAAAAAUCUGCUUGGGGAAGGUAGUGCUGGAGGAACCUCUGAAACAGAUUUGAAGGGUGGGGCUGCAAGAGGGAGGGGAAAUUGCUUGAAAUUAUAUCCCGUCAGUGUGGGCACCAUUUGCUAUCACUGUAAAAUGUUUGAAAUACCUUUUUAAGCAGGGAUGAUUAUUGAAGUCAUGGUCAUGUUGACCUGCCAGCAGCUGUGCUGCUGUAUGAUUCCAGCCUCACAGCUUCUGCUUCCAGUUCCUCAUUGUGACAUCCAGGAAUAUGCUUAUCAUCUCCCUCAGUUGCCCUUAGUAGUGGCAGCAAUUUGUACUGUUGGCUGACUGACUGACUGACUGACUGAUUGCAUUUAUAUCACAUCUUUUUUCCUCUGAGGAGCUUGGGGUGGCAUACACAGUUCUCCUCAUUUAUCCCCCACAACAACCCUGAGAGGUAGGUUAGACUGAGAGACAGUGACUGGCCCAAGGUCACCCAGUAAGCUCCAUGGCCAAGUGGGAACUUGAACCCUGAUCUCCCAGGUCCUAGUUCAGCACUAACCACUACGCCACAUUGGCUUGCUAGCUGCUUCUGCUUCCAAGAGAAGUCUGCCAAAGCUUGCCAGUGAUUGUUAACAAAUGUUGUAAAAAAGUUUUCUGUGGACGUUAAACAUUUUCUUAGUUAUAGGUUAUUUGCUCUGAUUGUUAUUACUUUAAAAUUCUUAUUUAACUAUAAUGGAUUUGUUUAUUGCUUGUUAAGUUUUCCUGAAUGGGGAAGAGGGAGUUGAAUAAUGCUAAUAAAAACGUUAACUUCUACUUUUAAAUGUUUAUGCCAAAGAAGCCUCUUAGGUAUUUCUGGUUUUACUUAUGAGUUUGGCCUUCUUUAGAUUUCACCUGAAUACUUUUUCUUACAAAGCAUAGUUCUGGUGGUAAUGCACUACUAUUGUUGUUUUUUAGCUACGAUAAUUUUCGCAAUCCAAAGAGGAAAGGGCCCAGUGGAGCAACUUUCAAACCAGGACAAAAAGUGACAUUAGCUUAA